Molecule: messenger RNA, 336 nt
Organism: Thelazia callipaeda (thelaziosis nematode)
Lineage: Eukaryota; Metazoa; Nematoda; Chromadorea; Rhabditida; Thelaziidae
Source: the annotation of a GenBank genome assembly
AUGAUUUAUUCACGCGAUGUUGAGCAUAUGGGUGGUACGAUUUCGAACGCUGCUAAGGCUGUAGAGGACAUGGUUGAUGUUAGCGUUGAUCAGGUGUUGGGUUCGAAUGUGCGUGCAACGCUUCUCAAGAAUCUUCAUAAUAAAUCACUUGCUGAAGCAACCUUAUCUCAUCUUACACGUAUUCCGAAAAACAAAAAUAUAAAUGCAGUGGCUCGUAGGAAACACCAGAUCACAUACCUUGCUAGUGUUGCAGUUGCUAGGGAGGAACAGCUUGCUGAGCAGUGGUCUCAAAAUCGACAUAACAAACGGACGUCGGCAAGAAAAUAUGGGUUUUAG